Messenger RNA from Durusdinium trenchii, 3055 nucleotides. The record is from the annotation of a GenBank genome assembly. Lineage: Eukaryota; Dinophyceae; Suessiales; Symbiodiniaceae.
GUAGAUGACCGUUGUCAUACGAUUCUCCCGCACUACUUUCUUCCUGGAGAAGGUGGUCCGAAAAGGAGAGAGGGGAAGGUCUGUUUUUGAUUCCGUAUUCCUUUUUGCCUUCGAGCUUGGGCGUUUGGGGCGUCCCUGAAUCAUCUCGGACCAAUGACUUUUGUUUUGUGGCCAUGCGGAAGCAGCCUCUAAAUUCUCAUUCCUUGGAGUUUGCAGGCAGUUUCAACCACAACCAUUUCUUUGGAAGCCUCAUGUUGUUCUUUUAUUUUGGGCCGAAACAGUGUCCUGAAUAGCAUGCGAAGAGAGGAAAUGCGAUAGCAUGGGUUGUUUGAUUGUUCGAUGUUGUUUGCGGCCCUGGGUCCAUCGACCACGCGCGUUCGGUGGCCUGGCAGCUGGCUCGAGCCCGUGGAGAAGGUGUCGACCGCCAUGCUGCGCAGAGGCUUCGAAGCGCUAACGCUUGCAACGUUGGUCCUGGGGACGAGCUUGCUUGAGGAUGAGAAGAUCAAGGAGCUCAUGCAACAGAUGACCUUGGACGAGAAGGUCGGCCAACUGGAGCUCCUGAGCCGACCCUGGGGCGAUGAUUUCAAUGGCGAGAGCGCUCAAUGGCAGGAGACACUCCAGCGGAUCAAGGGCGGGAAGCUGGGUGCCCUGUUCAACGGCCAGGGCGUUGAGAUUAACCGAGAGCUCCAACGUGUGGCAGUGGAAGAAAGCCGCCUGGGCAUCCCCUUGAUCUUCGCGGCGGAUGUGUGGCACGGCAUGUGGACCAUUUUCCCUGCGCCCUUGGCGGAGGCUGCCUCCUGGGAGCCGCACUUGGCCUAUGAGACGGCGCGUGCGAGCGCGGUAGAGACCACUGCCUCAGGACUCAUGUGGACCUUCUCCCCCAUGGUGGACACGGCACGAGACCAGCGCUGGGGGCGGAAUCUGGAAGGUGCCGGCGAGGAUCCCUUUCUGGGAGAGGCCUUUGCUGUGGCACGGGUCCAAGGCUUCCAAGGCAACGACACCCGGGCAAACGACAGCCUGGCGAGCUGCCUCAAGCACUUCGCGGGCUACGGGGGUGUGUUGGGUGGAUUGGACUACAGCGAGAGUGACAUGUCCGAGGCGACCUUUCGCGAGGUCUUCUUGCCACCGUUCAGUGCCUUCGUGGAGACGAACACAGCGACGUGCGAAUGCGAAUCCGAAUGUGCUGCCAUUCGUGCGGGUGCCUUGACCAUCAUGAGCGCCUUCCAAGCUCUCGGAGGGGUGCCGGCCACUGGCAACCGCUGGCUCCUGACAGAUGUUUUGAGAUCUGAACUGGGCUUCAAAGGCUUUGUCGUCACAGACUACAACGCAGAUGGGGAGAUGGUGAAUCAUGGAUUUGCAGCCAAUCAGUCGGACGCUGCUCGACUUGCAUUGUCUGCCGGCGUGGACAUGAGCAUGCACAGUGGUGCCUUUCGACAUUUGCCCGACUUGGUGUCGAACGGCUCGGUGUCGCACGAGCGCUUGGAUGAAGCGGUGCUGAAUGUCUUGAGAGCCAAAGCUGCCAUGGGCCUCUUCUCAAAUCCUUACAAGACCUUGGACCCUUCGAAAGAAUGGCCAAAGGGCCAAGGUGACAAAAUUGAAGCUCAUGAGCAGCUCGCGCGCCGCGCUGCCCGGAAAUCCUUGGUGUUGCUGAAGAAUGAGAAUGAGAUCCUACCGCUCAAGAAACGUGGCCAGCGCAUUGCGGUGAUCGGUUGGUGGGCGAAUAGUACCGACACGGAUGGUGUUGGCGUCAUUUGGGGCAACAAGUCGCACACAGUGACCUUGUUGCAAGGUUUGGAGGCCGUCCUAGACUCGUCUCAACUCCGCUUCGUGCAUGGCGUUGACCCCUCCGAUGCCUCGACCUUGCUUCAUGGACUGGGCAAGGAUUCGCUCGCACACGCUGUGGCGGCCGCACGCUGGGCAGAUGUGGUUCUUCUAGCACUUGGCGAGUCCUCCCCAAUGGUUGGGGAGGCCAAGAGUGUGACCACCUUGGAGCUCCCUUUGGGGCAACGACUCCUCGCAGAGGCUGUGGCCAAAACCAAGACGCCCACGGUGGUCCUCCUGAAGAAUGGCCGUGCUUUAGAGUUGGAGGGCGCCGUGCGAAACGCCUCCGCCAUCAUGGUGACCUGGUUCCUGGGGAAAAUGACAGGACAUGCGAUUGCAGACGUGCUCUUUGGCGACUACAGUCCGUCGGGUCGUUUACCGAUCAGCUUUCCCAUCAAGAGUGGCCAACAGCCUUUAUAUUACAAUCACUUGAGCUCGGGCCGUCCAUGCAUCUGGGGCUGGGGCUGGAACAAUUGCUAUCGAGAUGCCCCAGGUCGGGAAGCGUUGUUCUCCUUUGGACAUGGUCUCACGUACAGCAUCGUGGAAUAUGGCUCUCCAUGGUUGGACAGCCCAAGCAUGCCAUGGGAUGGCGAACUGGGGAUUUUUUGCAACAUCUCCAAUCGCGGCCAGCGUGCCGCGCAUGAAGUGGUUCAGCUCUACGUGCAUGACAUGGUUGCUAGCCGUGUGCGCCCAGUGAAGGAACUGAAGGGCUUCCAGAAGAUUUGGCUCCAAGCUCAAGAGACUCAAACUGUCCGUUUUCGCUUGAAAAGAGAGCAGCUGGCGUUUGCCACUCCACCUCAUUCGGACAGCACCAUGCUGUACAUGGUUGAGCCGGGGAAGUUCCUGCUUUGGGUCGCUCCCUCCUCUGCCGCGGGCGAGCCGAUCGAAUUUCAUUUGGCGGGUCCUCCACGAUUGAUAUAGAUGGCGCCAAUUUCGGUCGGGCGUGCCGUUCAAGACGGCCCGGCCAUGGGCCAUGACACAACGCAGGUUUUGUCUGAAAGGGAGGCCCGCAAUGUUUGUCAUGGAAAUGGAGCCAUUUGGAUGCCAUUGGCUAAUUGCUUUGGCGGGUUCUCAGCGGUCAGACACAACCAAAUAUGCAUGAAAUUGAGGACACAACUGGUGGGAGAGAAGUUGGACUUUUUUCCACGAUUAGAUGCUUUGUCGAAACCACUGUUUCGGGUUUCCGCAGAUGCAUGCAGAAAUGAUCAAUUGCCAUUUCCUUGAGACCUGCGUC